UAAAAACAGGCCACUCGUCGUAUGGUAGCACACGGUUGGCACUGCUGGUUAGGUACUACACGCUCACGAAUUUCGGUGAAAUCAAACAGCUCUUGGCAAAAUGACGUCUUCAAGCUCCGCAUCUAUUUUCUCAUUCAUGUUGAUGGCAUUUCUUUGCAACAUGAUGGUGACUUCAACUGGAUUACCGACUAAGGUUGACGAUGCCCAAUCUAGGCAGAUUUUUUUCGUACCCCAAUACAAUUACCCAAACGUCGUUCCAGCGAAUUUUUAUAAUCCUUAUGCUGAAGCGAUUGUGAAUCCUGCAGCGGUGGUUCCCAGUGAGAAUCCGAGUUUUCCUUACUUUUAUGCUCCGCCAUCACUAGGUGGCUUCGCACUUGAAACGGCGGAUUUCAGUCGAGGCUCAAGAGCAACUGUUUUGAUGUUACCAUCAGAUACGGAAUGUCUUAUGGCUGACACGGCCAGCAACGGUGGUGGCCCUUGCAAAGCAGCAUCGCAAGCACGCUCUGGAACCAUCGACAUCAAAUUGGGUGUUGCAGACCAAUCAGCUAAUGUUGCAGUAACAGCUGCAUCGGCGAAUACCAGAAUUAGAUUGACUUGUACUGAGAUGGUUGCUGCAGCAGCUUUCACGCAAAACGGCAAGAUCGGUGCACCAUCGGAUACACCUAGGUUCGAAAGGGGCUUCCUGAAUCUGGCGGUGAUCAGUACCGCAGCUAACGCCAGAGUGAAGUGUUCGUGGCGUAUUUAAUCGCAAUAACUAGCCUCCCUAUAUACAUGCUGACUAAGUUUUGCUG
Molecule: messenger RNA, 791 nt
Organism: Daphnia carinata
Lineage: Eukaryota; Metazoa; Arthropoda; Branchiopoda; Diplostraca; Daphniidae
Exons: 5
Coding region: 101-745 (214 amino acids)
Source: RefSeq, a predicted model, not a curated record